UAAAAGAACUGUCAAUGUCAAAACGUAAAGGCAAAGGGGAUUUGUUUAGAAACAUUUUGGAUGUAAAUAAACAAAACAAAUGAUAUCAAUGGUGUAACAGUAUCAGUUAUAACAUUAUUGAACUAAUCAAGAUCAAAUACUAAUUUAUUGGACCGUAUCGGAAGUGGAAGUAAUGACUUAUUUGAAAAGUUUAUGCCGUGCCUGUCUCGUGACAAAAUCUUCUUUUAACUAUUUUAUACAUGAAAACGUUUGUCCUGAUACUUACUGUUUCUGUACAUCAGUUGAGGUAUCCAAAGAUGAAGAAUUACCAAGAGGGAUCUGCAAUUCUUGUUAUGAACUGCUCAAAAAAUUGUCAGAAUUCAAACAAACAUGUUUACAAUCACAAGCCACACUUCUUGAUCUAAAAAACGGCCUCAAAUAUGAAAUAGAUGUACCAAUCCUAAGCAUCGAGGAUACAGACAAAAUUGAAAAUCAGGAAGAUGGGAUAAAAACCGAAGAUAUAGAAAAACUUGUAAAAGUUGAAAAUGAGGAGGUUGAUAAUGAUUACAUGGAUGAAGUGUAUCAUGAAAACCCAGAACUGAAUGAGGAAAAAUAUCUAAAAAGAAAAGUGAAGAAGUUUGUUAAGUUAAGCCAGCGAACCAAAGGUAUAGCUGCAAAAGUCAGAAAGAAAUUCAUCUACACUUGUGAUGUUUGUCAAAAAAAGUUUAAUUUUAAAGAAAGGUUUGAAGCUCAUAAACUGGGACAUGAGGGUAAAGUUGUCACCAUUCGCUGUGCACCAUGCAACAAGACAUUUGUAACAUGGAGUGGUCUAAAGCGCCACACGGAAAGCGAACACACUCAGGUGAAUUUGGAGAGUCUGAAGUGUGCCACUUGUGGGAAGAUAUUCAAGAACCGGCAGACGUUGAAGAUGCACGAGAAAAUGCAUGGGAACAGACGACUGAUCAUGUGCGAUGUUUGUGGAAAAGGAUUCACUACUGCCGUUAUUUUAAGAGCCCAUUUGGAAACUCACAAAGAAAACCGCGAACGACGCUUCACUUGCGAACACUGUGGAAAGAAAUUCUUUACGAACACGAUACUACUGUCCCACGUAUCCAGACGGCAUUCAGGCCGACGGUUCAUAUGCCAAAUAUGUUCCUUUCCAUUCACAGACAAAUAUAACUUGGCCAAACAUUUGCUAAUACACGACGGGAAGAAGCUGUAUAAGUGUGAUAUUUGCAACAAAUCAUUUGCCACACAAUCUACUUUAACGGAACAUAAACGACUGCACUCUGGAGAAAGACCGUAUGUUUGUAACUAUUGUCUUAAGGCUUUCGUGUCUAAGAAGAGACUGACUGAUCACGUAAGGAUACAUACUGGGGAUAAACCGCAUAAGUGCACGUUCUGUGAACAGAGGUUCACGCAAAGAGGUACAUUGAAAAGGCAUAUGAAGGUUCAUGACAGAGCUGUGCCAACAAUUAAUUGAUUUAAAAGUAUUAGUAAAUCUGAGAUUGAAACAGAGUGGUAACAAAAACGGCAGCUACAGUUCUGAGUAUAGCCAAAGCAGAAAUCACAGCAUUACUUAAUUUUAAGUGUAUGAAAUUAAAUUAUUUUUUGAUA
This is a messenger RNA of Trichoplusia ni (cabbage looper), 1596 nucleotides long. RefSeq names its product zinc finger protein 501-like. Gene Ontology annotation, biological process: regulation of transcription by RNA polymerase II. Bases 173 to 1462 code for a protein of 429 amino acids. The record is from RefSeq and is a predicted model, not a curated record. NCBI's taxonomy places the organism in Eukaryota, Metazoa, Arthropoda, Insecta, Lepidoptera, Noctuidae. Gene Ontology annotation, cellular component: chromosome; nucleus. Gene Ontology annotation, molecular function: zinc ion binding; chromatin insulator sequence binding. The transcript has 6 exons.